AAAUUUGAGCAUUUGAAAUUAUAACCGUUCAAAUAAUAUGUUAUUGUGCAUGAAAAAAAAAUAGUCAGCUGUCGUUUAUUUAAGCUCCUCCCAUUUUGAUUUUCUUUGACUUUCGAAACUCAUUUUGAGUGUAUAAAGUCUGCCCCCCAAAAAAAGGGGUCAUUAUAACAUAAAGGUUGGUAAUUUGAACAAUUUUUUUUAAAUCAAGCGCCGAUAUAACCGAUGAUCAUUGAAUCGACAUUUUGUUGGUUUGAGCAUCGUUUGUGUGUCUGUGUGUGUGUGUGUGUGAUCAUUGAAAUGAUCAUUUGUCGUUGCCAUGAUGGACACCGAACAGGAGCUAUCUAUUGUUGAAUUUGUGGAUAAAAAUGUCGUCAACGGUGCCACACAAUUACCCGAUCGUUCUAUUCAAAUAUUCAUAAUACGUUUAAUUGUGACUGAAUCUAUACAUCAAUUUGAAACGAUAUAUGGUCAUAGAUUUUGUCAUGUUGAAUCAGACAAUAAAAGUCAUAGUUGGCAAUCAAUUCUUAUGGCUACAGAAAUCAAUACCGAAUUAAUGGCAUCGGAUUCAAUAUUGAAAAAUGUACAUAAUUUUACCGAAGAAUAUGUGGGAAAAGUGAUUUCAGAUUUUAUGAAUAUAACUGAGAAAAGAUUUCUUGAUUUUUUCAAACCAUUUCAAGAUACCAAUGAUAUUGGUUUCGAUAAUUCCAGAGGAUCACAAUAUGAUUUAGCAUUACGAAGCUCGAUCAUUGUUACGGAUAAAUUAUGGGAAGAAAUACAUACCGGAAUGUGGGCAAAUGUUUCAGUAUUUUCACGUAUGAUUUAUGCAUAUCAUAAAUGGCUACAAUCAUUAUUAACAUUGUCAGCGAUACAAAUUCCAUCGAAAAACAUUAUCGAUUUACUUGUCGAUGCUUUGAAACUAUUGGAUGAUGGUCUUAUUAUGAGUCCAGAUCUACGAAAUCGAUUGCUCGCCAGAAUGGCUUCAAUUUCACAUCAAGUAUUGGUCAACAUACUUGAUCGAUUAUCACCGAAUUUAUCGAUUGAAUUGAAUUUAAAAUGGAAACAAUGGAAUAAUAUGGUGGAUGAAAAAUUUACAACAAAUAAUUUAUAUUUCCCUAUUGAUAUGCUUCGUUUUCCAAUCGAAACUAUUGAUCAUCAGCUAGAAAUGCAAGAAUUUCAACAAAAAUUUUUACGUGAAAAUCGUCCAUUCAUUAUUAAACGUGGUUUCAGUGAUUGGCCAUGUUUGAAUGAACGAAAAUGGACAUUAAAAUAUUUACUACAAAAGAUGGCAUUUCGUCGUGUGCCGGUAGAAAUAGGAUCCAAAUACACAUCUGAUGAUUGGUCACAGAAAAUUAUGUUCAUUUAUGAAUUCAUGGAAAGAUGGAUUUUUCAACAUUCAAAACCAAUUGGCUAUAUGGCUCAACAUAAUCUAUUUGAUCAGAUUCUAGAUCUAUAUCGUGAUAUUGAUGUACCGAUUUAUUGUGCUAUCAGUGAAUCAACCGAUGAUGGUGAUGGUGAUGGCGAUGAUCAUGAACUAAAUUCGGCCAUAAAUUUUGAAAUUAAUGCCUGGUUUGGACCGGCCGGUACUGUUUCACCAUUACAUUUUGAUGGUCGAAAUAAUUUCUUUUUGCAAGUGAUUGGCACAAAAUAUAUUCGUCUUUAUUCACCAAAAACACCGGAUGAACAGAUCUAUCCAAAUGCUAAAGAUUCAUUACUUUGGAAUACAUCACAAGUGGAUUUUGAAAAUGUGGAUGAUGAAUUAUUUCCUGAAUUCAAAAAUAUUGAUUCAAAUCUCAUUUUUGAUUGUUUCCUUACCGAAGGUGAUAUAUUAUUCAUACCGAAAAAUUGGUGGCAUUUUGUUCGGUCACAUAACGAUAGUUUUUCCAUCAAUUAUUGGUGGUCAUGAUGAUUUGAAAUCAAUGAAGUUUUUGAUUUUGAUCUUAGUUUUUUUUUACCACCGAUGAUCUAGUUUAUCUAAGUCAAUCAUGAUUUAUAUUUUAAUGAUAUGGAUUUUUU
Molecule: messenger RNA, 2013 nt
Organism: Dermatophagoides farinae (American house dust mite)
Lineage: Eukaryota; Metazoa; Arthropoda; Arachnida; Sarcoptiformes; Pyroglyphidae
Product: bifunctional peptidase and arginyl-hydroxylase JMJD5
Cellular component (GO): nucleus
Molecular function (GO): histone H3K36 demethylase activity
Source: RefSeq, a predicted model, not a curated record